This is a messenger RNA of Anopheles stephensi (Asian malaria mosquito), 2347 nucleotides long. Its product is annotated as SET and MYND domain-containing protein 4-like. The coding region runs from base 122 to 2071 and encodes 649 amino acids. The record is from RefSeq and is a predicted model, not a curated record. Gene Ontology annotation, molecular function: protein binding. The transcript has 6 exons. Lineage: Eukaryota; Metazoa; Arthropoda; Insecta; Diptera; Culicidae.
AUUAAAACAAAGAAAUUUGGCGGAACGCUUCAGAGCGAACGAUGUACAUUUCAUUCAUCGGGCGAUUGUGAACCGCAAACGGUCUAACGGAGUUUUGUGUACUAGCUUUCCAGUGCAUGCGAUGGAGGUCAGCACGGAGGAAGGAUAUUUCCACAAGUACGCGAAAAAGUUCCGCCGGACGGUGACGGCGAAAGAGUUCGACCAGUUCGCCCGCCUAGCGACGGAUCAGGAACGGUUCGCGUUUGUGAACGAGCUGAAAUGGCGCGUAGUGAAUGAAUUACCGCUCGAGCAGUCGUUAGAUAAGGGUAAAUGCUUGGAGCAAGCCCUGCACCACAAGGAGCACGGUGAUCGAUUGCAGCGCGAGGAGGAUUGGGCUGGGGCACUGAAGCGUUACAAUCAGAGCUAUUUACUGCUGCCAGAAGAAAGCGCACUCGAGAAAGCGUACCUGCUAGAUAAUCGAUCGCGGGUACUGCUGCAGCUUGGCAAACUCGACCAAUCGUUGGAGGAUGCAGAUCGGGCAAUCGCUUACGGCUAUCCAGCCGAACAGCUGGCAACGAUCUGGGAGCGCAAGGCGCGUAUCUACCAAACCAAGAAGGAUUUCAAAACGGCCGUCGAGUGUUUCGACCAGGCGGUCCACUAUCUGGCGCAUCGUGCCACUUUAACGCCGGCGGAACGGGAGGCAAGGAUUGAGGAGCUGAAAAAGCUCACCGACACCGUGUACUAUCAGUAUAAAAACGUACAGAAGUACCUAGAACCGCCCAAAGGCACACGCCCGUUUCAACCACAGCUGGACGGGAACGUGCAGUACGAUAGCACCGAGACGGAGGGUCGUUUUGCCACGGCCAAGGCAAAUCUACGUCCUAAUCAGACGAUUCUGAAAGAGAAACCACACGCGGCGACCCUGCUGAAAGAGUACAGCGGUACGCACUGUAGCGAUUGUUUCGAGCGGAUCGAGGUGCUGUACUGUUGUCCGAACUGUACCGACGUAGUGUUUUGUUCGGGCCGGUGUGAGCGGAAUGGGUGUGGAAGCUACCAUCGGUACGAGUGCGGAUAUUUGGGCUCGCUGUGGAAGUCCGGCGCUACUAUCGUUAGCUUGCUGGCACUGAGAAUCGUAACGCAGAAGCCUGCCGCUUACUUCGACGAGAUACGUCCAGAGUUGCCGGGAUUAAGCGCCAGCGUUACGGAUAAGCUCCCGGAUGAUGACUAUCGGAAGAUAUUUAAUCUCGUCACACACUCCGAUAAGCGUAGCGCGGAGGACAAUCUCAUCUGGACGCUAAUGGCUACCAUGCUCAACUCGGUCCUGAGGAUGUCGAACUACCGGGAAGAACCACAGGAAGAUAACUUUCUAGGAUAUCUUCUGCUGCACAAUCUGCAGAUCGUCAACUACAAUGCGCAUGACGUGUCCGAGGUGCAGCGCAAGCAUGCGAACGACACCGGACUGUCGGUCGCCGUGGGAGCCGCGCUCUACCCAAUGUUGGCACUGUUCAAUCACUCCUGCGAUCCCGGUAUUGUGCGGUACUUCACCGGCACGACCGUGCACGUUCGGACGAUUAAGAAUAUCGCUGCCGGUGCGAUAAUCGCUGAAAACUAUGGACCACUUUACACGCGAAUGUCCCGCCCGGAGCGUCGCCAACUGUUGGCCACCAAUUACAUGUUCGAGUGCAACUGUCAGGCUUGUGCGGCCGAUUGGCCCACGUGCGCGAACAUGAUCCACUCGUUAAUACGGUUCCGGUGUACGGGGGCUGCCGGUUGCCGGGAGGCCGUACCGUACGAUCUUCACUCGGACUGCCAGGGUGUGCGGUGUGGCGCCUGUGGACACAUCGUAGACGUUGGUGAACGGAUCCGGCUGCUACGGGAAGCGAACAUGAUCAGCCGGUUCAACGAGGCAAGCCAUCUCUAUCAGGUAGGAUUGCUAGAGCACGCACUGUCCAAGUAUGCGGCGAUCAUGCUGAUCUUGGACGAGGUGCUCGUACCACCGUAUCGCGAUUAUCACAUGUGCCAGCAGGGUAUGCGGCGCUGCUGUCUCGAUCUCGGAAGCUGUUACGUCUCGUGCCCCGGCAGCGAUAAGUAACACAUCAUUCUCCAACAUUCUGCCAACAGAAGAGGAAAAAAACCAAAAAGAUCACAUUCAUUCGAACGGUUCAGAACACGUGGUUGUUGGGUUGUUGUUUACAACGGUACGCAGAAGACGCGUUGUCAUGGGUACGUACCUGUGCCUCUAUACGAACAGCUCCACUAAGCCGGAACGUUCCGACGUAUUGAUCGAAAAACUUCCGCCUGUUUGCGCUGUUGCGUAAAUAAAACCGGCCAGCUCCAAUGAGCCGUUGGCCUUACGCGUGCGCACCGA